GCCCGCUUCCCGGAGCCCACGGGGAGCCGCUCGCUGGUCCUCCCGCCCCGGCUCCGGCUCCGGUCCGGAUAAGACAUUAAUGCUCCGUGCGUGAGGCGAGGGGGCGUCUGGGCGCUUGGGUCGCCGCUUUCUCUCCAGGCUGCAGACGGUGGCAAGCCGACAUGGGCUGCUUCUGCGCUGUUCCGGAAGAAUUUUAUUGCGAAGUUUUGCUCCUGGAUGAAUCCAAGUUAACCCUCACUACCCAGCAACAGGGCAUCAAGAAGUCAACGAAAGGUUCCGUUGUCCUUGACCAUGUAUUCCGUCACAUAAAUCUCAUGGAGAUAGAUUAUUUUGGGCUGCGUUACUGUGACAGAAGCCAUCAGACGUAUUGGCUGGAUCCUGCAAAAACGCUUGCUGAACACAAGGAACUGAUCAACACUGGGCCUCCAUAUACUUUGUAUUUUGGUAUCAAAUUCUAUGCUGAUGAUCCAUGUAAACUGAAAGAAGAAAUAACCAGAUACCAGUUUUUCUUGCAGGUGAAGCAAGAUGUCCUUCAGGGCCGGCUGCCCUGCCCUGUCAACAUUGCUGCUCAGCUGGGAGCAUAUGCCAUCCAGUCUGAACUUGGAGAUUACGACCCUUACAAGCACACUGCAGGCUAUGUAUCAGAGUAUCGGUUUGUUCCUGAUCAGAAGGAAGAACUUGAAGAAGCCAUAGAAAGGAUUCACAAGACUCUAAUGGGGCAGGCUCCCUGUGAAGCUGAGCUGAAUUACUUGAGGACGGCCAAGUCCCUAGAGAUGUAUGGCGUUGACCUCCAUCCUGUCUGUGGAGAAAACAAGUCUGAGUAUUUCUUGGGAUUAACUCCAGUUGGUGUUGUUGUCUAUAAGAACAAGAAGCAAGUGGGGAAGUAUUUCUGGCCUCGGAUCACAAAGGUUCACUUUAAGGAGACUCAGUUUGAACUCCGGGUACUGGGAAAAGAUUGCAACGAAACCUCAUUCUUUUUUGAAGCUCGAAGUAAAACCGCUUGCAAGCACCUCUGGAAGUGCAGUGUAGAACAUCAUACAUUUUUUAGAAUGCCGGAAACAGAAUCAAAUUCAUUGUCAAGAAAACUUAGCAAAUUUGGAUCCAUAAGCUAUAAGCACCGCUACAGUGGCAGGACAGCUUUGCAAAUGAGCCGAGAUCUUUCUGUCCAACUUCCCCGGCCUGAUCUGAAUGUGACGAGAAGUCGAAGCAAGACCUAUCCUAAAAGAAUAGCACAAACCCAACCAGUUGGAUCAAACAGUAUAAACCGGAUAACUGUAAAUCUGGAAAAUGGAGAGAAUGAAGGAACAACUAAAAUUAUUGCGCCUUCACCAGUGAAAAGCUUUAAGAAAGCAAAGAAUGAGAACAGCCCUGAUACCCAAAGAAGAAAAUCUCAUGCCCCGUGGGAAGAAAAUGGCCCCCAGAGUGGACUCUACAAUUCUCCCAGUGACCGCACUAAAUCACCAAAGUUCCCCUAUACUCGUCGCCGAAACCCCUCCUGUGGAAGUGACAAUGACUCUGUGCAGCCAAUGAGGCGACGGAAAGCCCAUAACAGUGGUGAAGACUCAGAUCUAAAGCAGAGGAGGAGGUCACGCUCGCGCUGUAACACAAGCAGUGGUAGUGAAUCGGAAAAUUCUAAUAGAGAGCACCGGAAAAAGAGAAACAGAACACGACAGGAAAAUGAUAUGGUUGAUUCAGCACCUCAGUGGGAAGCUGUAUUAAGGAGACAAAAGGAAAAAAACCAAGCGGACCCCAACAACAGGCGAUCCAGACACAGAUCUCGCUCGAGAAGCCCUGAUGUCCAAGCAAAAGAGGAGUUAUGGAAACAUAUUCAAAAGGAAUUGGUAGAUCCAUCUGGAUUGUCAGAAGAGCAAUUAAAAGAGAUUCCUUACACUAAAAUAGAGACUCAGGGUGACCCAGUCCGAAUCAGGCAUUCUCAUUCACCACGAAGUUACCGCCAAUAUCGAAGGUCCCAGUGUUCAGAUGGAGAGCGAUCAGUUCUCUCAGAAGUGAAUUCAAAGACAGAUUUGGUACCACCUCUUCCUGUGACCCGUUCUUCAGAUGCUCAGGGUUCUGGUGGCUCUACUGUUCAUCAGAAAAGAAAUGGGUCUAAAGACAGCCUGAUUGAAGAAAAAUCUCAGUUAUCUACAAGCAAUCUGGUUGGAAAGCACACAGCAAAAACAGUGAAAACUAUUCAAGCUGCCCGUCUCAAGAUAGACACUUGAACUUAGUGAAGAGCCAGCAAUGGGUUGGGAGGGGUGUUAUCACUGGUACUUUUGAAACUGUGAAUUAGGUAAUUAAGCAAGUAUUUUGGACCUGUGUCUCCUGAGUACAAAAAGCAUCCUUUACUUCUUUUAAAGAUUUACAUCAUACUUGAGUUGAAUGAUCUUUGCAUUAUAACUGGAAGGACAGUCUUGUAAACUUGAUGUUGCCUCUUCCUUUCUGAAACUGGAUACCAGCCAUCUAUUAUCUGCCUACAAGCACCACCAGAUGCUUCUAUUAAUCAGCCUCCAGGACUCCUGACCUGCAGCUGGCUUUUGCUCUUGGCAAUAGAAUGCCAAGUGGGCAGAAAGUGAUCUCCCCAGCUCCAGGUAGUUUAAAACUAGUGCUCCACACAGAGGCAUUAACUUUUGGACUGUUAUUAUUCACAUGAAGCUCCCUGUUCUAUU
Dipodomys ordii (Ord's kangaroo rat) is the source of this 2666-nucleotide messenger RNA. RefSeq names its product erythrocyte membrane protein band 4.1 like 4A (gene Epb41l4a). The record is from RefSeq and is a predicted model, not a curated record. Gene Ontology annotation, molecular function: cytoskeletal protein binding. The transcript has 23 exons. Bases 162 to 2222 code for a protein of 686 amino acids. Gene Ontology annotation, cellular component: cytoskeleton. Lineage: Eukaryota; Metazoa; Chordata; Mammalia; Rodentia; Heteromyidae.